AUGGUCCACAACUACCAACGCAGCUUCUCCUUUGAGGAAGCCCCUCCCAGCUCAACUGAGCAGGCACCCUUGACCCACGGCCAUGCUCACAAUCACAGCAAUUCUAGCAAUCACAGCAAUCACGAACCCUAUCACGAUUCCCCUUCCAGAGCAUCUCCAGUGUCUACCUCUUCACAAUUCUUCCGGCCACUCCCCAACGACAGCCACACCACUCCGCCCUCUCCUCCAACCCAGCACUACCACCCCUCAUCACAUCCUGAUAGCAAUUUUGAUCAGGCAAGACGGGCCCGUAACACCAGCUCUGAUAGUAGUAGGCAUCGCCUCUCCUCCUCGUCUCAGUCUACUCCUUACCACAACUAUUCUCAUCCUCAACCUUCUGCUCCUCCGCCUCCUCCUCCACCACCACCACACCGACGAAAGCCGGUUGGACAAUCUCCGGCGGGACGCUUUUCAAUCCAAGAUCAAGGAUACGCACAAGCAUCAAGACCCUUGUCAUCAUUCAAUACUAGCAUGGACAGUCUUGGACAAGGUCAACCGGAUAGGAGCAUGGAUCGAGUGGACGGGCACAUGGCGAACCUCAGACAAGGCGAUGGAGAGACACAACCAUUUCCAGCCUUGGAGGCUUCAAGCACUAGACGCAGUUAUGGCCCAGCAGACUUUAAUCACCCGUCUACCCCUUCCGACCCAGCUUACCUAGCGCAAAGACCAGCAGAGGCACCUCGACACCUACGGCAACAAGGCUCUUAUUCGUCUUCUACCAUCCCAAUUGCGGCUGGUGCUGCUACACCCGGCUCGAUCACGCCUAUCAUCCCUCCGUCAGAUGGCUCAGGGCAGAGUUUCCCUCUGGCUGACUACCAAUCUCGUCACAUCCCCACAACUCAGUCUCCCUAUUAUGAUAGUCCAUACCAGAAUAGCUCCCUCAACUUUGCACCUCAGGUCAGCGACGCUGAUAUCAAUCCCCAAAAUAUUGCGGAUGACGGUGAUGAUGGUUUCAUACCAGAUCCAAAGAGGAAAUCGAUACUGGGUAUGAGAAGCACGUCAAGCAACGAGGCUGGCACGUCUGCAGCUGCAGGGGGAGCAGCUGCUGGAGGAAUUAUAGGUGCACUGGGUGGUCUCGCCGGACGAAAGCAGAAAGCGCAGACCCCGGGCGUUGGGUAUGACCCAGUUGUCCAACCAGGCAAUCUCGGCAACAUGGACGCCGAAGGACAUAGAGGUGCAGAGAAGAGUGAAUGGCUUUCUCGACAGACCACAGGCAACAACAAGAUGCGAUGGGUUGUGGGGCUUGCCAUUGGUCUCGUGAUAGUGCUCGCCAUCGUGGGGGGCAUUGUUGGUGGUGUUCUUGGGUCGAGAUCGACUGGCAAGUCGAGCGGAGAGACGGAGAGUCCAUCAGCUAAUAGCAUCAACAACGCCAACGACGACACAGCAUCCAAUGGUGAUCUCGGCAAGGGCUCUGCUGAGAUCAAGGAUUUGAUGAACAAUCGGGACCUCCACAAGGUAUUCCCGGCGAUCGAUUAUACGCCUUGGGGCACGCAAUACCCACUUUGCAUAGAAUUUCCACCCUCGCAGAACAACGUUACGCGCGAUAUGGCAGUCUUGUCUCAGUUAACCAAUACUGUUCGACUCUAUGGCACCGAUUGCAAUCAGACUGAAAUGGUGCUUCACUCGAUCGACCGGCUUGGGUUGUCUUCAAUGAAGGUCUGGCUGGGAGUAUGGAUUGAGACCAAUACGACGACGAAUGACCGACAAUUGGAGCAGAUGUACAAGAUUCUCGAAGACGUCUCCGAUCGCAGCAUUUUCAAAGGAGUCAUUGUUGGCAAUGAAGCUCUCUAUCGCGCCGGUGUGGACAAGGCUGCCAGUCAAGAAAAUUUGAUCGAGAUUUUGAACCAAGUCAGAUCCAACUUCACAGCGCUCAGCUACGACCUUCCUGUCGCCACGUCUGACCUGGGCGAUAACUGGGAUUCAAGCCUUGUCCAAGCCUCCGACGUUGUCAUGUCUAACAUUCACCCUUUCUUCGCUGGCGUACCUGUCGAGGAGGCAGCUGGCUGGACGUGGAACUUUUGGCAGAUGAAAAAUACACCCUUGACGGCCGGGACUGACAAACAACAGAUCAUCAGUGAAACAGGAUGGCCAAGUGGGGGUGGGAAUGACUGUGGAACAUUGACAACAGAAUGUGCAACCCCGACCAGUGGGAGCGUGGCUGGGAUCGACGAGAUGAAUACCUUCAUGGAGGACUUUGUCUGUCAGGCAAUGGAUAACGGGACGGACUAUUUUUGGUUCGAAGCUUUCGACGAACCAUGGAAAAUCGUUUACAAUACCCCGGGCCAGGAGUGGGAGGACAAAUGGGGACUGAUGUAUUCAGACAGGCAAUUAAAGCCAGGCUUGAAGAUUCCUGACUGUGGUGGGAGGACUGUCUCAUAG
Molecule: messenger RNA, 2418 nt
Organism: Endocarpon pusillum Z07020
Lineage: Eukaryota; Fungi; Ascomycota; Eurotiomycetes; Verrucariales; Verrucariaceae
Exons: 2
Coding region: 1-2418 (805 amino acids)
Biological process (GO): cell wall organization
Cellular component (GO): fungal-type cell wall; extracellular region; cell surface
Molecular function (GO): glucan endo-1,3-beta-D-glucosidase activity; 1,3-beta-glucanosyltransferase activity
Source: RefSeq, a predicted model, not a curated record